UUCUUUCCCCCAAAAAAAAAAAGGUGACACAGUUCACAGUUUGCCUGAGAACCGUCGCCCCCCUUCGCCGUCGCCGCCACUCGCCAACUGGCCACCAUAGCAGCAACUGCUCGCGUCUUGAGUCUUUUACGGCUGCGAUUAAAGCAGACGCCUCGGGGAAUGGCGGCUGCUGCAAUAGCCAAUGCUUCGGGGCGAGUACUGUCACAGCCAGUUACUUUUGUCACUGGCAAUGCCAAAAAGCUUGAAGAAGUACGCGCUAUCUUGGGCCAGUCCGUUCCUUUUAAGUCCAUCAAGCUUGACUUGCCAGAGUUGCAAGGUGAGCCUGAAGAAAUCUCUAAAGAGAAGGCUCGAUUGGCUGCUGCUCAGAUUAAUGGACCCGUACUAGUGGAAGAUACUUGCCUCUGUUUCAAUGCCUUGAAGGGCCUCCCAGGGCCUUACAUCAAAUGGUUCCUGCAGAAGAUUGGUCACGAAGGUCUCAACAAUUUGUUGGUGGCUUACGAAGAUAAAUCAGCUUAUGCAUUGUGUGCCUUCUCCUUUGCUGGUGGGCCUGGUUGCGAACCUGUGACUUUUAUUGGAAAAACUAUGGGGAAGAUUGUUCCUGCAAGGGGACCAAAUGAUUUUGGAUGGGAUCCAAUUUUUCAACCUGAUGGCUAUGACCAAACUUAUGCAGAGAUGACGAAGGAAGAAAAGAACAAAAUUUCCCACCGUUAUAAAGCUCUUGAUAUGGUGAAGUCACAUUUUGCCGAAGCUGGAUUUACUUUUCAGAUUGACAAUGUCUAAGAGCUUUUUGUUGCUAUGGAGUAGAUUCUAUAGGCGCGACAUUUUAUGAGCUUGGUUGGUUCCAUUGUUCAGUAGCCUUCUGCUUGUGAAAGGAGAAUUGCUUCUUGGUUGACAUUUGGCACUUAGAAUGCGUUUGAUGAAUUGAAAUCAGUGAGAAUGAAAAGGGAAAUGAUGAAUUGGCUUUUUUUCUGUUUUAAGGGAAAUUCUAGAGAUAAAUGACGAGAAUGAAACAGCCGGGUAACUGUUUCAAUCUCAUCCUUUUUAUAUAUAGAUUUUUGUUCCUGAAUGGAGAAUAAUGGGAUCAAGCCCCAUUUUCCAAUUA
Messenger RNA from Neltuma alba, 1102 nucleotides. RefSeq names its product inosine triphosphate pyrophosphatase. NCBI's taxonomy places the organism in Eukaryota, Viridiplantae, Streptophyta, Magnoliopsida, Fabales, Fabaceae. The record is from RefSeq and is a predicted model, not a curated record. Bases 160 to 780 code for a protein of 206 amino acids. Gene Ontology annotation, biological process: nucleoside triphosphate catabolic process. Gene Ontology annotation, cellular component: cytoplasm. Gene Ontology annotation, molecular function: nucleoside triphosphate diphosphatase activity. The transcript has 9 exons.